Messenger RNA from Vicia villosa (hairy vetch), 1423 nucleotides. RefSeq lists its product as uncharacterized. Gene Ontology annotation, biological process: lipid homeostasis. The record is from RefSeq and is a predicted model, not a curated record. The transcript is spliced from 9 exons. The coding region runs from base 323 to 1147 and encodes 274 amino acids. NCBI's taxonomy places the organism in Eukaryota, Viridiplantae, Streptophyta, Magnoliopsida, Fabales, Fabaceae. Gene Ontology annotation, cellular component: membrane; endoplasmic reticulum.
AACGCGGUUGCGCACCAUAGUUAUGGGUUGUUAGUAUCUAUUCUUACCUUCCUCCUCCGCUCCCCUUCAUCUCUCUUCCCAAUUCUUAAUAUCCAAAUCCCAAUUCAUCCUACUAGGGUUUUCAGACUUUCAAUUUCUUCAACCAUCAUCACUACACACAUCUUCAAACCACCGCCACCAUCAUCACACUCACACAAAACACCGCGAUCGCAUUUCAUCUCCUUUCACAUUCCACACUAACGCACCGCGAUCGGUGGGUGGAGAAAAGGUGCAAAACGUGCACAAACUUCAAGAUAUUUAACAUCAAAGGGACAGUGUCACAAUGUUGGCUUCUAAAGAAAUUAUGAAAUUCAAAUCAUACCAGAACCAGGCUAAUUUGUUUGUGAAGGAAUAUUUAUUAGCAGACCCUCUGAUUCCAUAUACUUCCAUCAUUGGUGGCAUUUUUGCUUGCAAGAUGGUCUACGAUCUCACUCAGCUUUUUAGCACUAUUCAUUUUAAAAGCUAUUCCAGUCUCACUAAGAUCCAACGUAUUGAGUGGAAUAACCGUGCUAUGUCAACUAUCCAUGCCAUUUUUAUAACAUCUAUGUCUUUGUACUUGGUGUUUUGUUCAAAUCUAUAUUCUGAUAGCCAGUCAGCUGAACUUCUUACCGAACGGAGUACUGCGUUGUCUACGUUUGCUCUGGGGGUUUCUGUUGGUUACUUCAUGGCUGACCUGGGGAUGAUAUUUUGGUUUUUUCCUUCUCUUGGUGGAUAUGAGUAUGUGAUUCAUCAUAUGUUUUCAUUAGUAGCAGUAGCCUAUUCAAUGUUGAGUGGAGAAGGGCAGCUGUACACGUACAUGGUCCUCAUUUCCGAGACAACAACUCCCGGAGUCAAUUUGAGAUGGUAUCUUGAUGUAGCCGGAAUGAAAAGGUCAAAAGCUUAUCUCAUCAACGGGGUUGUAAUAUUCAUUGCUUGGCUGGUUGCUAGAAUACUUUUGUUCGUCUAUAUGUUUUACCACGCUUACUUACACUUUGAUCAGGUCCAGCAGAUGCACCCCUUUGGACAAAUACUAGUUGUUGUUGUGCCAGUGGUGCUGUCAAUUAUGAACUUGAUUUGGUUUUCAAAGAUUAUCAAAGGGUUAAUGAAGACAUUGGCCAAGAGGCAGUGAAAAUUUUGAGGAAAAUUAAAUAUAGGUUACACUGUUGAUAUCCAGCUCACCUUCCACUAUGUUCUAUCCCCUCUAGGUAAAAGCAUAGAUGAUGUGUACUGAAAGUUGCAACAAAGCAGAAACGAACAUGUUUGGAUCCAUUUUAGAUCUGAACUUUUAUUGUAUAAAUAUGUUAGUUCUGUUUUUUUCAAUAUCCCUAUUCUUUAUGUACAUUUAUUAGUUAAAUUUAAUCUUUAUAUCAAUCCCAAAGUUCUCUCUCUCACUAUUGUUAUAUUA